AUGAAGAUAUUCAGUUCGCCGUUCGAUCUGACGCUCAUCAGCGAUGAAAUGCCCAUCGGAGACGUUAUACAGGACAUCGUUCGGAUGGGUCCGCAUGAAGAUCCGCUCCAUGUGCUCGACUUGGACGAUGUGGUCCGGAAGCACUACGGCUGGUGUGCGAAGAUGCCCAGGGUGAAGCCGUUCUACGCGGUCAAGUGCAAUGACGAUCCGCGCAUACUGCAGACGCUGAUGACGCUCGGGACGGGCUUCGAUUGCGCGUCCAAGGGUGAGAUGGAACGCAUGAUCGGGUACGGUGUGAAGCCGGAGAACAUUAUCUUUGCGCAACCGGCCAAAUCGAUAGCGUCGCUGCUGUAUGCCCGCUCGAAACAGGUGUCCGUGAUGACGUUCGAUGGAGCGGUCGAGCUGGAAAAGAUUCACCAGUACUAUCCGGAGGCACGGUUGGUGUUGCGUAUGCGGCACGACUCACAGAAGGUCCGAUGCUCGUUGGGCAAGAAGUUUGGAUGUGAUCCGGUUGCGGAGGCUCCGGAGCUGUUGCGCUAUGCGGCCAGGCUUCGCAUGAACGUGAUCGGUAUCAGCUUCCACGUGGGAUCCGACUGUGACGAGCACCAGGUGUACUACGAUGCGGUGAAGAUUGCAAAGGAUCUGUUUGACUACGCCAAGACGCUCGGGUACGAGUUCAGUUUGCUGGACAUCGGAGGCGGAUUCCCGGGUGACAAUAACAAACCGAUCGAUCGUUACGCGAAAGCGGUCAAUGUGGCAAUUGAUCACUACUUCCCGGCAGAGUCGAACAUUCGCAUCAUUGCCGAACCGGGACGGUAUUACGUGGCGUCCGCUGUAACGCUGGUUUCGUUCGUAGAUUCGAAGCGUGUGAUGAAGGAGAAGCAGCAGGACGGGACGGAGAAAACGAGAAUGUAUUACUAUCUGAAUGACGGUGUGUUCGGUACGUUCUACUGUACUGCUUUGGAAGGUCAAAAGGUAGUCCCCCUGGUAGUGGAGGUUAAGUUGAACGUACAGAUGUAUGAAUCGAUACUGUGGGGACCGACGUGCCAUGUAUUGGAUCAAAUAGCGCAGGAUAAAUUGCCCGAGCUAGACGUUGGGGACAGUGUGGUGUUCGAAAAUGUGGGAGCAUACGGAGUGGUGCUGGCAAACGAGUUCAACGGAUUCGCCCUUCCCAAGGUCAUUGGGUAUCUUCGAGAAGGUACUUGGAAAAAAUUACAAACCUUGUCGGGUGGUUCUGUAAAAUCCAUAACCGAUGAUGCAGACGAUAGACAACGAGCUACUGAUGAACAACAUCCGUUCCUCAGUGGGUCCUGCUAUCGCAUUCAUUUGUAUUCCAAGGAUCAUACAUUUUGA
Anopheles marshallii is the source of this 1353-nucleotide messenger RNA. Its product is annotated as ornithine decarboxylase 1-like. Lineage: Eukaryota; Metazoa; Arthropoda; Insecta; Diptera; Culicidae. The transcript is spliced from 2 exons. Gene Ontology annotation, cellular component: cytoplasm. Gene Ontology annotation, molecular function: ornithine decarboxylase activity. The record is from RefSeq and is a predicted model, not a curated record. Bases 1 to 1353 code for a protein of 450 amino acids.